CAAAAUGAGUCAUCUACACAUGGAUAUGCGUUGGGUUAUGAUGCGUUUGUUUUAGAAAUCGUGCCCAUUAUUUACAUUUAAUGAAUCUCUAAACUGAAUAUUUUUCAGUUUGUAAGAAUCCUUAAACCAUUUGUGAACUCAUGGUUUCUUUUUUCAUGUUCACAUGUCUACAUCUUAUGACAAAAUAGGCAGCUUCCAUUGCAAAGGGGAAGUUUUUUUUUUUUACAUGGUUGACAACCCAAACCCUCAGAUUCGGUGCACUCACAAAACCAUUCAGCAAAGCACAGAAAAGACAAGCUGAGGAGCAAAAAGAGAACAUGAAUCAAAGCUCCUCGUUCUUCACAAUUGACUUUGGCUCAAUAUACGAUGAACUCAACUUCACAUACAACUACACAGAGUUCAUCAUCAACCCAGAUACGCAACCUUGCAGCCCAUUUUCCAUCCCGGAUGCAGCUGCGAUUUUCAUCACCCUCUUUUACAUCGUCAUCUUUCUUCUGGCCAUACCCGGAAACCUGGUGGUGGGCCUGGUGAUCGGUCUCAGCAAGCAGGCACUUCCCCCUUCGGACCUCUACCUCCUGCACCUUGCCAUUGCCGAUCUUCUGCUGGCUAUCACUCUUCCGUUCUGGGCCACCUCUGUCUCCAAGGGAUGGAUUUUUGGAGAUGUUUUGUGCAAAAUAAUCACCAUUAUCCAAGAACUCAGCUUCUACUCCAGCAUCCUCUUCCUGACAUGCAUCAGCAUGGACCGCUACAUGGUCAUCGUCCGAGCCAUGGAGGCCCGUCGGUCCAACCGGCAGCUGGUUAGCUGGGCCAUCUGUGCUGCGGUCUGGGCCGUCGGAGCUCUUCUGUCCUUGCCGGGCCUCCUGUACUCGUCAUUCUCCUCCUCUGGUCACAUGGUGUGCGCCGAGUACUACGACCCACGCAGUGCGGACGAGUGGCGCCUGGCUACGAGAGUCCUCCGCCACUCCCUUGGUUUCGUCAUCCCGCUGACCAUCAUGAUACCCUGCUACGGUGUCACCAUCCAGCGCCUCUUUCGCAUUCGCGGCGGGUUCCAGAGGCAGCGAGCCAUGAGGGUGAUUGUGUUCGUGGUGGUGGCGUUCCUGCUCUGCUGGACGCCGUACCACAUCGCGGUGAUGACAGACACCUUCUUCCGGGCAAAGAUAGUGCAGUACCAGUGCCCCGCCCGGAUAGCGGUGGAUCAGGCCAUGCUCGCCACCCACAGCCUGGGCUUGUUGCACAGUUGCGUCAACCCCGUGUUGUAUGCUUUUGUGGGAGAGAAGUUCAGGCGGAGGUUGCAACAGCUUAUGAGGAAGAUGGGCAUCCUGGAGCGAACGUCGGUGUCAAGGACGAGCAGGUCUUCGCUCACAUCUGAGACCCCGUCUACGUUCAUGUGAAGAAGACUAAAGGGACUCUUAAUGUCUAAUGUCAAUGUUAACCCAAUGGACCUUUACAAAAAUAAUUAUUUCAUGCUAGGUGGGGGGGAUAUGUGUAAUGGAAUGGAAGUGCAAAACCUAAGAAAUUGUGAAAGAUUUCAGGAAACAACAUAAAAACACUCCUGAAACACUUAUAUAUUGCAAAAAAGAAAUUAACAAAUAACAAAACUCUUAUAUUUCAAGACAAGAUAAACUACAAAUACGAAACACCAGGAAAGGAGAAGUCGCAUUUAACAGACAUUCUUAGAAAUCCCACUGCGUUUCCUAGAAAAAAAGGGGGAAGAGUAGGCUUCGCAGACGUAAUGCGAUGUCAAUUCUAAAUAGCCAUUGUAUGUACUGUUAUAUACGGAUAAUCUGAACACCAAGCCUGUACAGAGGUUUAAUGAUGUAUAUACAAUAUAUUGUACUCAAUCACAUUUCUUAAACCAUACAAAAGAUAGAUUAAGACCUAAGGAAGAAGCAGGAGAGAAGACAGGAUGCUUGGAAGAAUUAAGGGGAAAGUGUGGAUAUUUGCAAGGAAGCUGGUGGCUCCAUUCACGCUUAAGUCAGGUCACACUUUUUCAUCGACAGGCACAUCAAACUAUAUAUAUAUAUAUAUAUAUAUAUAUAUAUAUUCAUACACACACAGACACACACACAUUUUCUCACCGCUUAUCCCCACAAGGAUCGCAGUAUAGAUAGGCUCCAUCUUGCUAGGGACCCUUGUGAGGAUUAGUUGUACAGAAAAUGGAUGGGUGGAUAAUCCUCGACUGGAUGAUUUUAUCCAAGACUUCCAAAACAUUUUACUGCCCCCUCAAGAUCAAUUGUAUUAAUUAAACCAUGAGUGAUGAGCUGACUCCAUAUUGUAUUCUGUCAGUUUCAAUUAGACCUCAUAUAAGAAGAGAAAGAAAACAAUCUCAGCAAAUAAAGUUGUCAUACAUGGCUUUUUCUUUGUGUGUGUUUGUGCAGUACAGUGCAGCGUAUGAAAUGAUUUUCAAGAUGACUGAAAUGUUACUAUGACAACGGGAUAUUUGAAAAUAGUCUUGUUAACAAGCAAUGCACACUUUAAUCACGUAAAUGUUCCAUUUUACAUUGUAUUGUAUAUAAGAAUGUAUAUAUGUCCAGCCACCAGUUGUUUAUGGCGUAUACCUACAUUUGAAAUUAUGACAGAUUCUCGUAAUAAAAGUUAAAU
This is a messenger RNA of Syngnathoides biaculeatus (alligator pipefish), 2601 nucleotides long. RefSeq names its product C-X-C chemokine receptor type 2-like. Gene Ontology annotation, cellular component: membrane. The coding region runs from base 318 to 1391 and encodes 357 amino acids. Gene Ontology annotation, biological process: neutrophil chemotaxis; immune response; G protein-coupled receptor signaling pathway. The record is from RefSeq and is a predicted model, not a curated record. NCBI's taxonomy places the organism in Eukaryota, Metazoa, Chordata, Actinopteri, Syngnathiformes, Syngnathidae. The transcript is spliced from 2 exons. Gene Ontology annotation, molecular function: chemokine receptor activity.